Molecule: messenger RNA, 717 nt
Organism: Dentiscutata erythropus
Lineage: Eukaryota; Fungi; Glomeromycota; Glomeromycetes; Diversisporales; Gigasporaceae
Source: the annotation of a GenBank genome assembly
AUGCAAUAUGAAUUAGCAUUAAAGAUCGAAAAAGCCUAUAAAAAUACAAAUUAUAAUAAUAGAAUAUCAAAUAAAUCUUCAAUGGAGUUCAAUAACACCUUAAUUAGUCAAACAUCUACGAAAUCCAGUAACACCUUAAUUAGUCAAACAUCGACGAAAUCCAGUGAUACCUUAAUUAGUAAAAAUUCGAUGAAAAAAUCCAGCGAGACCUUGAAUUCCAGUAACACAGCAAUUAGUAAAGCUUCAAGAGAAUCUUGUAAUACUGUAAUUAGUAAAACUUCAAGAGAUUCCAGUUACAGUUUAGUUAGGAAAGCUUUAAUGAUAUUAGAAGAUUCAAAUGAAUCAAAUUUAUCAUUCGACGAAAUUAUUGAAAAUGAUAAUAAUUUAAGAUCACGACCUGAUAAACCUAAUAAAGUUAUUGCAAGCGAAAACUUUAAUAAUGAAAUAAUUCAUGAAUCUUCAAAGAAAUCAGAUAAAAUUGUAUCACAAAGUGAAGCGUGCUCAGUUUAUGAUGAUAAAUCAAUAGAUGAUAAAUCAAUUGAUGAAAUAACAUUAAUGGCUGACAGUGUCAGUUUAAGUGAAAGUUCAAUUUAUUCCGUACCAGAAAUAGCAAAUAUACUUGAAGAUUUUGAAACAGAGAAAAUUAGAUUAUCAGAUUAUUUAAUGCUAAUUGCUGUCGAUAUUGAAUCCGAUAAAUUUCGAUAUGGAAAUAUUUAA